AGCCCCUGUGUUCUCCGCCAAGAUGGCAGAGGAAGCAACAGGACGAUCGUGACCCUGCCUGACUCUGAGCCCCGCCCCCUCACACUCCACGCCCCGCCCACUUGCCUCCACGGUGACCGCGCUGAUUGACAGACCGGACAGAGAGCGGGCGGCAGAGCGGAGAUGUCUCCGGUGGUGAGUCCUCCGGUGUGGGCGCAUCCCGAGCAGUUACCCUGGAGAGGAGUCCGCAGUGCAGAGUCUCAGCCAUCUAUUGACCCUACGAGUACAAGUGACACCGCCAACUCUGGUGGCCAUCCAGAAUAUGUUGCCUUCAUAUUGGUUCCUGUUUUCUUCAUCAUGGGUUUGGUAGGAGUCCUUAUCUGCCAUAUUCUUAAGAAGAAAGGCUAUCGAUGCACUACGGAAGCAGAGCCAGAGGAGAAGAUCAUUGGAGAGAAAAUCGAGAUGCAAGAAAGCAACGCAGACACACACAAUGAUACUGUCGGGCAGAUCGUAAGCUUUAUAAUGAAAAAUGAAGCAAAUGCUGAUAUUCUGAAAGCCAUGGUCGCCGACACUUCAGGGAUGGGGGAUAACAGCAUGAUUGAUCCAGAAAGCCCAACAACUCCAAACACUCCUGUGACUCCUACAUCUCCACUUAGUCCAACCUCUCCAGGUGGAACACCAUCUAAGCACUCUUGUCGUGGGCACCAUCUCCACACUAUCGGAGGAGUCGCUGACAGAAACGUGUGCAGUCGAUGUAGCAACAAACGCUGGAACUUAAUCAGAGUAUCACCGAAACAUAAAGAACCAAGGAAGCCCAAACAUGGAGCUGUGACAGUCCUUGCAGUAGGAAGGUUCAGAGUCACUAAGGUAGAGUCAAAGUCUAAAGAAAGGAAACGUUUAAUGUCAGACGGCACAGAAGUACCUUCUACACCGGUCAGUGUGGACACCCGGCAACGAAGCGGCACAGAGACAGAGAAUCAAAGCACGGUGGAUACCUGAAGAGUGAGGGAUUUCGAUGUGAAGCGAUAGCACUCCAUUGAUGAAGUGGACAUUUUAGAAAGUAUAUUUAAGCAGAGGUGUCCUGGUGCACAGCUUGUGUUUUGAACACGUCGGCCUUCUCUCUUUUUCUUCUUUUUUUUUUUUUUUGUUUU
Molecule: messenger RNA, 1130 nt
Organism: Hyla sarda
Lineage: Eukaryota; Metazoa; Chordata; Amphibia; Anura; Hylidae
Gene: RELL1
Product: RELT like 1
Exons: 8
Coding region: 163-978 (271 amino acids)
Biological process (GO): positive regulation of p38MAPK cascade
Cellular component (GO): plasma membrane
Source: RefSeq, a predicted model, not a curated record